This is a messenger RNA of Trichosurus vulpecula (common brushtail), 674 nucleotides long. It is a transcript of the gene PIGH, whose product is annotated as phosphatidylinositol glycan anchor biosynthesis class H. Lineage: Eukaryota; Metazoa; Chordata; Mammalia; Diprotodontia; Phalangeridae. The record is from RefSeq and is a predicted model, not a curated record. Gene Ontology annotation, biological process: GPI anchor biosynthetic process. Gene Ontology annotation, cellular component: glycosylphosphatidylinositol-N-acetylglucosaminyltransferase (GPI-GnT) complex. The transcript is spliced from 5 exons. Bases 24 to 590 code for a protein of 188 amino acids.
CUGUGCCGAGCUGGGCUGGGGCCAUGGAGGAGCGACGCAGCUUCUCGGACAUCGACGGCGGUCGCCUGGCUCUCCAGCGCCGCUACUACUCCCCCUCCUGCCGGGAGUUCUGCGUCGGCUGCCCGAGGCUCUCGCUGCGCUCGCUCACGGCCGCCACCUGCACUGUGUGGCUGGUGGCCUACGGGCUCUUCACCCUCUGCCAGAACAGUAUGGUCCUCUCUGCUGCUAUCUUCAUCACUCUGUUAGGUUUGCUUGGUUACCUCCACUUUGUGAAGAUUGAUCAAGAGACCCUACUGAUCAUUGGCUCUCUUGGCAUCCAAAUGACCUCAUCCUAUGCCUCCGGAAAAGAGAGUACAACCUUCAUUGAGAUGGGCAAGGUGAAGGAUGUUGUCAUCAAUGAGGCCAUUUACAUGCAAAAGGUGAUCUACUACCUGUGCAUUUUACUGAAGGACCCAGUGGAACCACAGGGGGUGUCGCAAGUAGUCCCUGUCUUCCAGAGUGCCAAGCCCCGACUGGACUGCUUGAUUGAAGUGUACAGGAGCUGCCAAGAGAUCUUAGCACACCAGGCGGUCACAUCAACAAGUCUGUAGUGCUCCAGGUCCUUGCCAGAAGGAUCAUCUGUGAAGAGUGAAAAGCCAGAGUGGGAUGUCUUUCUCAUUCCCAUUUCCUGGUUC